Rosa chinensis is the source of this 899-nucleotide messenger RNA. Its product is annotated as protein MOS2. The transcript is spliced from 2 exons. The record is from RefSeq and is a predicted model, not a curated record. NCBI's taxonomy places the organism in Eukaryota, Viridiplantae, Streptophyta, Magnoliopsida, Rosales, Rosaceae. The coding region runs from base 84 to 635 and encodes 183 amino acids. Gene Ontology annotation, cellular component: spliceosomal complex. Gene Ontology annotation, molecular function: nucleic acid binding. Gene Ontology annotation, biological process: mRNA splicing, via spliceosome.
AAGAAAAAGCCCUUAUUGGAACAUAACUCUUUUAACAGAAAGAAAGUCGAAGUUGUAGGGAGUCACAAAGAGAGGGAAGCACCAUGAGAAUCUCUUUCUCUCUGCCUUCAAACUCCUCCUCGAAGCCAAACCCUAUCGAACCCUCCACUUCCUUCGAAGACGACGACGACGACGACGACACCACUACCCCCAACCUAAACGACGACGCAUCGAAACAAUACAUCCACGAAUUCACCGCCGCGGAAGAGCCCUCAGCCAAACCCCGCGUGAUCCCGCCCAUCCCAAACGAAUGGCAGCCGGGGAAGAACACCAUGAACAGCCUCGAAUUCGUGGCCGAGUCUCUCUCAAUCGAUGGCUCAUAUUCCGAGAUCCCGUACUGCCUCAAUCUCCGGCAGAGACCCGAAUCCGAGGAGGCGGUGGUUCAGAAAUUGAAAGAGGAAUUGAAGGCGUUGCCGGAGAUUAGGGGGAUGGAGGAGUUUGAUGAGAAUCCGGUGGAGGGGUUCGGUGCAGCUCUGCUCGCCGGGUACGGGUGGCAACCGGGGCGAGGAAUCGGCAAGAACGCAAAGGAAGAUGUUGGUGUUGUGGAGGUCCGGGCCAAUGUGGGAAGGCAAGGGUUAGGGUUUCGACCGGAAUAGGGCACAUCAGGUAAAGAAUUUGAAAGGUGGAACUGCCAAUAAGUUGAAAUAGUUUUUGUGUAUUGGAUAUGUUUUGCGGGGUAAUUGAGGCUUGUUAAAUUAUAGUGCGCUUUUUGCUCAGCUGCUGCUAGUGUAAUGAAACGAGGAUGGUCUUGAUCACAUUGUUCUUGGCUUCUCCUAGUGUAUAUGGGAGAAUGUUUCUACGGUUUACAGUAGCUUGCUGGAUUAAUUCUAAUACAUUGUCUGAAGCUAUUGCUAAUUUCA